UCCUGAGCCGCUGUCGCGAGGUGGGGGCGCUGCCCCGGAAGUCCUCCCCCCGCCCCCCGCCCGCGGCAAACAUGGCGGUGGACUCGGCGAUGGAGCUGCUAUUUUUAGAUACUUUUAAACACCCUAGCGCUGAGCAAAGUUCUCAUAUAGAUGUGGUUCGUUUUCCAUGUGUGGUUUAUAUCAAUGAAGUCCGAGUCAUACCGCCAGGAGUAAGAGCUCAUAGCAGCCUGCCUGACAAUAGAGCAUAUGGGGAGACAUCUCCACACACAUUUCAAUUAGACUUAUUCUUCAACAAUGUAAGCAAGCCAAGUGCCCCUGUUUUCGAUAGAUUGGGAAGCCUGGAGUAUGAUGAAAAUACUUCUAUCAUCUUUAGACCCAACUCAAAGGUGAAUACUGAUGGUCUGGUGCUAAGAGGCUGGUACAACUGUCUGACACUGGCAAUAUACGGAUCAGUGGAUAGAGUGAUAAGUCAUGACAGAGACUCUCCACCACCUCCACCUCCACCUCCACCACCUCCCCAGCCACAGCCAAGUUUGAAAAGGAAUCCAAAGCAUGCUGAUGGGGAGAAAGAAGAUCAGUUUAAUGGAAGCCCUCCAAGACCACAGCCAAGGGGACCAAGAACUCCUCCAGGACCCCCUCCACCUGAUGAUGAUGAAGAUGACCCUAUGCCUCUGCCAGUGUCUGGUGACAAGGAAGAGGAUGCCUCUCAUAGAGAAGAUUACUUUGAGCCCAUUUCUCCUGAUCGGAAUUCAGUUCCCCAGGAAGGUCAGUAUUCUGAUGAAGGAGAAGUAGAAGAGGAACAGCAGGAAGAAGGAGAAGAUGACGAAGAUGAUGUGGAUGUAGAGGAAGAAGAGGAUGAAGAUGAGGAUGAUCGACAUACAGUAGACAGCAUCCCAGAGGAGGAGGAUGAAGAUGAAGAAGAAGAAGGUGAAGAGGAUGAAGAAGGUGAAGGGGAUGAUGGUUAUGAACAAAUUUCCAGUGAUGAAGAUGGAAUUGCUGACUUGGAACGUGAAACAUUUAAGUAUCCACACUUUGAUGUUGAAUACACUGCUGAAGACUUGGCUUCGGUUCCUCCUAUGACAUAUGAUCCAUAUGACAGGGAGCUUGUACCACUUUUGUACUUCAGCUGUCCAUACAAGACUACUUUUGAAAUUGAAAUCAGUAGAAUGAAGGAUCAAGGUCCAGAUAAAGAAAACUCAGGAGCAAUAGAAGCCUCAGUGAAGUUAACAGAACUAAUAGAUUUGUAUCGGGAAGAUAGAGGUGCAAAAUGGGUAACAGCUUUAGAAGAAAUUCCAAGUUUAAUAAUAAAAGGAUUAAGCUAUUUGCAGUUGAAGAACACAAAACAAGAUUCCCUUGGCCAGUUGGUAGACUGGACCAUGCAAGCUUUAAAUUUACAAGUAGCCCUUCGCCAACCCAUUGCCUUAAAUGUCCGACAGCUAAAAGCUGGGACCAAAUUAGUAUCCUCACUAGCAGAAUGUGGGGCUCAAGGAGUCACGGGACUACUACAAGCAGGAGUGAUCAAUGGAUUAUUUGAGCUUCUGUUUGCUGAUCAUGUAUCAUCUUCUCUUAAGUUAAAUGCUUUUAAAGCUUUGGACAGUGUCAUUAGUAUGACAGAAGGAAUGGAAGCUUUUUUAAGAGGUAGGCAGAGUGAAAAAAGUGGCUAUCAAAAACUUUUGGAACUCAUACUUUUAGAUCAGACUGUGAGGGUUGUCACUGCUGGUUCAGCCAUUCUUCAGAAAUGCCAUUUCUAUGAAAUCUUGUCAGAAAUUAAACGACUUGGUGACCAUUUAGCAGAGAAGACUUCGUCUGUUCCUAACCAUAGUGAACCUGAUCAUGACACAGAUGCUGGACUUGAGAGAGCAAACUCAGAAUAUGAAAAUGAGGUAGAAGUUUCUAUGGAUAUGGAUCUUUUAGAAUCCUCAAAUAUAAGUGAAGGAGAAAUAGAAAAGCUUAUUAAUCUCCUAGAAGAAGUUUUUCACUUAAUGGAAACUGCACCUCAUACAAUGAUCCAACCUCCUGUUAAGUCUUUCCCAACGAUGGCACGAAUUACUGGACCUCCAGAGAGGGAUGAUCCAUACCCUGUUCUCUUUAGGUAUCUUCACAGUCAUCACUUCUUGGAGUUAGUAACCUUGCUUCUGUCAAUUCCAGUAACAAGUGCCCACCCUGGUGUGCUGCAAGCCACAAAAGAUGUUUUAAAGUUUCUCGCACAGUCACAAAAGGGUCUUCUUUUUUUUAUGUCGGAAUAUGAGGCAACGAACUUGUUGAUUCGAGCUUUGUGUCACCUUUAUGAUCAAGAUGAAGAGGAAGGUCUCCAAUCUGAUGGUGUUAUUGAUGACGCAUUUGCCUUGUGGCUACAGGACUCAACACAGACGUUGCAGUGUAUCACAGAACUAUUUAACCAUUUUCAGCGUUGUACUGCCAGUGAAGAAACUGACCAUUCAGAUCUCCUGGGAACCCUUCACAAUCUUUAUUUGAUUACUUUUAAUCCUGUGGGAAGAUCGGCGGUUGGCCAUGUUUUCAGUCUUGAGAAAAAUCUCCAAAGUCUUAUUACCUUAAUGGAGUACUAUUCAAAAGAAGCCUUAGGUGAUUCCAAAUCUAAGAAGUCAGUAGCUUAUAAUUAUGCAUGCAUACUUAUUUUGGUGGUGGUUCAGUCUUCCAGUGAUGUUCAAAUGCUAGAACAACAUGCAGCAUCUCUCUUGAAGCUUUGUAAAGCAGAUGAAAAUAAUGCUAAGUUGCAAG
Carlito syrichta (Philippine tarsier) is the source of this 2739-nucleotide messenger RNA. RefSeq names its product protein virilizer homolog. The annotation marks the transcript as partial. NCBI's taxonomy places the organism in Eukaryota, Metazoa, Chordata, Mammalia, Primates, Tarsiidae. The transcript is spliced from 10 exons. The record is from RefSeq and is a predicted model, not a curated record. Gene Ontology annotation, cellular component: RNA N6-methyladenosine methyltransferase complex. Gene Ontology annotation, molecular function: RNA binding.